Molecule: messenger RNA, 2994 nt
Organism: Lytechinus variegatus (green sea urchin)
Lineage: Eukaryota; Metazoa; Echinodermata; Echinoidea; Temnopleuroida; Toxopneustidae
Product: 2,3-bisphosphoglycerate-independent phosphoglycerate mutase-like
Exons: 11
Coding region: 131-1660 (509 amino acids)
Biological process (GO): glucose catabolic process
Cellular component (GO): cytoplasm
Molecular function (GO): manganese ion binding
Source: RefSeq, a predicted model, not a curated record
GCAGUGUGCAAAAUCAAUACCGGUACCGUAUAUGCGAAUUGACCUGGCCUGGGGAAAGUCCUGUGUCGUGCCCCUUUUCGUACUUGAGCUAAGUAAAAAAUAAAGGGUGGUUGAUUGAUACCAAGGGAUAAUGAAAGUCUGCUUGGUUGUUAUCGAUGGCUGGGGUAUCUCAGAGGAUUAUAGAGGCAAUGCUAUCCUGAAUGCUAAGACCCCAGUCAUGGAUGGCCUAUCUGAGCAGUCUGGUGAGUUUGUGUCUCUGGAUGCCUCUGGCCUUGCCGUCGGACUCCCGGAAGGCCUGAUGGGUAACAGUGAGGUCGGUCACCUGACCAUCGGUGCUGGCCGUGCCAUGUACCAGAGUAUCGUGAAGAUCGAUUUGGCGAUCAAGCAAAAGACCCUGUUCAGUCAGAAGGCUUACGUGGAUGCUUGCCAAAGGGCUAAAGCAGGCAACGGCAGGAUGCAUCUUCUGGGUCUGGUAAGUGAUGGUGGAGUGCAUUCCCACAUCAAUCAUCUCUUUGCUCUGCUUGGUGGUAUGAAAGAAGCUGGUGUACCACAGACAUUUGUUCAUUUCUUUGCUGAUGGUAGAGACACAAGCCCUACCAGCGGUGUGAAAUACUUGAAGCAAACUCAAGAUAAGCUUGCUGAACUUCAAUAUGGCUCCCUAGCAACCGUCAUGGGUCGUUACUAUGCAAUGGAUCGAGAUAAACGAGAUGAAAGGAUAAAGGUUGCAUUUGAGGGCUUAGUACAGGGUAUUGGCGAGGCUACAACCAAGGAAAAUGUAAUUCAGUUGGUGCAAUCUCGAUAUGACAAGCAAGGUAGCGAAAGACAAACGGAUGAGUUCUUGACGCCCAUCAUCGUUGAUAAGUCAGGAUGCAUUCGAGACGGUGACACAUUGAUGUUUAUAGACUUCAGGGCUGAUCGAAUGAGGCAGAUCGUCGAGGCGUUUGCCAUCAACCGCAACUUUGAAACGAGUGUUGUCCCCCAGAAUAUUAGUGUGACCUGUAUGACUGAAUACAAAGCAAGUUUCAACCUUCCAGUUAUCUUUCCUCCGGAAACCCCAAAGAACGUCUUAGCAGAGUGGUUAGCAACAAAAAGAAUACCACAGUAUCAUUGUGCAGAGACAGAGAAGUAUGCUCAUGUUACUUUCUUCUUCAAUGGUGGUGUCGAGAAACAGUUUGAUGGGGAAGAAAGGAAGUUGGUUCCCUCGCCCAAGGUCGCGACCUACGACCUUAAACCAGAGAUGAGUGUGCAAGGUGUUGCAGAUGAGGUAGCAUCAGUAGUAAAAUCAAACCGUUUCCCGUUUGUGAUGUGUAACCUCGCCCCUCCUGACAUGGUUGGUCAUACAGGAGUGUAUGAAGCCACUGUCAAGGCUUGUGAAGCCACAGAUGUUGCUAUUGAUACGAUGAGGCAAGCAUGUGCAGAGAGUGGUUAUGCCUUCCUUGUCACUGCUGAUCAUGGUAAUGCAGAGAUCAUGCUUGCCCCCGAUGGUAGCCCGAGCACAAAGCAUACUACAAUGAGAGUACCUUUCAUCAUGAACAACUCUGGGAGGAAGUUCAAGUCUAGUUUUACCCACAAUCCAUCUCUCCAGGACGUAGCACCAACGGUACUCAGUUUAAUGGAUACUGACAUCCCCCCGGAAAUGGCAGGAUUUUCACUCGUAUAGGUCUUAUAUAGGUUUAAAUGCAGUGAAUCCAACAACACCACGGGUACACUUUUAUCUAGAAAUUUUCAUUCACUGGUAAUAUGUCGUCCGUAGGGUGCUAAACCAAUCAGUUCCAUUUGUCAACUGACAGAUGUCUUGGAAUAGAUUUGAGAGGAUGACGGGUUGGGUCAGCAGCGUUUUGAGAGAUUUAGGGGAAGGAUUAAGAGCAGUUGCAAUGCUCUGAGGCAAAGUAACACGUUUUGCGAUGUAUGCAUGUCACAGAAGUUCCGUCACAAAUCUGAAGCCCCCUAUUACUAUAAUCAGUGGUGACCUUUACAUACACGGAUGAUGAACGGCUUUGUCUUUAUGUUUCCCGGCCCCAAAAUGGUCCCUUGUGACCAAUUCUACAAAGUAAAAUUCUACUUUAUACCCCCCAAAAAAAAAAAGAAAUGGUAAAAAAAACACCCAUUUAAAUGCCAGCACAAAUUCUCUCAUCUUACUACCUUUUUAAAGUUAUGUUUGCAAGAAGUUAUCCCAAACUCCUGUUCUUUGAUCUAUGAUUCUGGAAUGAUUUUGCCUAGCUAGAAUGAUGGGUGAUGCAUGCAUUUUGCAAAUAGAGACUUCGUUUUUGGUAGUUAUUAAAGUGGUACUAUAUGAAAGGUAAUAAUAAAAGGCUGAUGAUAUGCAAAUGUUUAUAUAUUGAAACAAAUUUAUAAUCAAUAUACAGUAAGCUGACAAUGAAAAUUGUGCGAACUACCAUGUAACAGUUUAAGGUAAAGUCUAACUGGAAGUUGGUUUAAGUGAGAGAAUUCUAUUGAUGAAAUUAUGGCAAAUAUCUUUUAAAGAACAACAGGGUUUUUUGGAAAGUAAGAUUUUUGUUAGUAUCCAACUUUUUUCAAUUAGCCCGAAUUUGCCAGUUUUUCAUCUGAUGAUGAUUUCAAAUAGCACAUUUUUUCAACACAAACGAAUGUUUUCAUUUGCAUUUGAGUGGCGUAAUAUUGAAUACCUUGCAUUUCAGUUUCUUUGUGGGAGUUAGAAAUCAACAAGAAUUAGGUUCAGGAGUGACAUGUUGUUUUGUAUGUGUGCUUUUUAGCUAACUAAUGCAGUGUCGAUGAAUGGGUUUGUUACCCUCUAGCUAUGUUGUGUACAUGUAGAGGUGAUGUUUGGUUUAUUGGACAGUCUCCAGUUAGAGAAUCAAAAGCAUUAGGUUCAUUUCCCCCACUAUAGUGAUCCUUUGGUACUACAUUAACCCAUGUGAAGUAAAUGGUAUGAAUUGGUUCCUUCAAAUGCUAGAUUGUCAUGGCAACCAUGCAGUAGUUGAAGUGAUAAUCGGUUCCCCGAAUCUGAAAUCUGAA